UUUCCAUGAUCCCUGCUACCUAUAUAAGGACAUGCGUGCCCACGCUUCUUUCACACACCAACAACAGAUCCAGAUCGAUCGAGCGUGAAGGUCCAAGAGUCCUCACUGAGCUACUACAUACUUUUUACUUGUUGCUUGCUUCUCCUGAUGAUGAGAGCACCGGCGGCGGUAAUGGCCAUGGUUGCCAUCUUCGCCAUGUCCACGAGCACCGCCGGCGGCAGCGUGGCGUCCAUCAUCUCCGAGUCUCUCUUCAACCAGAUGCUGCUGCACCGCAACAAGCCCGCGUGCCCUGCCAGCGGCUUCUACACCUACUCGGCCUUCGUCGCGGCAGCCAACUCGUUCCCGGGCUUCGGCACCACGGGGAGCCCCGACGCCCAAAAGCGCGAGGUGGCGGCGUUCCUGGCGCAGACAUCGCACGAGACGACGGGCGGGUGGGCGUCGGCGCCCGACGGGCCCUACGCCUGGGGCUACUGCUACAAGGAGGAGAAGGACGCGGCGGCGUCGGCGCCGGAGGCCUACUGCAGGCCGAGCGCGCUGUGGCCGUGCGCCGCCGGGAAGAAGUACUACGGCCGCGGGCCCAUCCAGAUCUCCUACAACUACAACUACGGGCCCGCCGGGGAGGCCAUCGGCGCCGCCGGGAUCCUCGACGACCCGGACCUGGUCGCCACAGACGCCACCGUCUCGUUCGAGACCGCCGUCUGGUUCUGGAUGACGCCGCAGCCGCCCAAGCCGUCGUGCCACGCCGUCGUCACGGGGCAGUGGGCGCCGUCGCCUGCCGACACCGCCGCCGGCAGGCUGCCGGGGUAUGGCGUCGUCACCAACAUCAUCAACGGCGGCCUCGAGUGCGGCCAUGGCGCCGAUAGCCGCGUCGCCGACCGGAUCGGCUUCUACAAGCGCUACUGCGACUUGCUUGGGGUUAGCUACGGCAACAACGUGGACUGCGCCAACCAGAGGCCAUUCAACAGCUAAGCAUGCAUUCAGCGUAUACGUGUUACGUGUGUGUAUAUAUAUAUAUACACACGUACGUGUAGUUACUCUCAUCU
Molecule: messenger RNA, 1043 nt
Organism: Sorghum bicolor (sorghum)
Lineage: Eukaryota; Viridiplantae; Streptophyta; Magnoliopsida; Poales; Poaceae
Product: 26 kDa endochitinase 2
Exons: 1
Coding region: 148-969 (273 amino acids)
Biological process (GO): cell wall macromolecule catabolic process; carbohydrate metabolic process; chitin catabolic process
Molecular function (GO): chitinase activity
Source: RefSeq, a predicted model, not a curated record